UCGCUUCAAUCCUAAUGCCUUAGUGUAUAUAUAUUGCUAGUAAUCUCAUUGUUCAAUAUACAAUUGCAUAGUCUAGAAAGCUUCUUCUUCUCUCUCAUUUUCUCUCUCAAAAUGGCUUCAUCUCCUCUUUAUUUUCUUUUGGUAUUCUUUUUUGUUAGCAGCGUAGAUUUUUUUGCUUGGACAACCGAUGCAACUACUCUUGAUGGAUAUCUUCCAAAUGGAAACUUUGAAGAGGGACCAAAGCCAACAAACAUAAAGAAGACGGUAAUCAAAGGGAAACACUCUCUCCCAAAGUGGGUGAAAAAGGGCAUGGUCGAGUAUGUAUCAGGUGGGCCUCAACCAGGUGGCUUCUUUUUUGUAGUGCCACGUGGCGUCCAUGCUGUAAGACUAGGGAAUGAGGCAUCUGUAUCUCAAUACGUGAGAGUUAAGAAAGGGUUAUAUUACUCUCUUACCUUCAGUGCAACAAGGACUUGUGCCCUAGAAGAAGUUUUAAGGGUUUCAGCUUCUAAAAUCUCCACAGAUUUACCCAUUCAAACAUUGUAUAGUAGCAAUGGAGGAGACACUUAUGCUUGGGCUUUUCAAGCUAUGUCUAACAUUGUUAAGGUCACUUUUCACAACCCUGGUACAGAAGAAGACCCUACUUGUGGGCCUCUCUUGGACGAUGUUGCAAUAAAAGAGAUGAUGCCACUCCUUAAACCCAUUGGAAAUAUAGUAAAAAAUGGAGACUUUGAAAUCGGUCCACAUGUAUUCAAGAAUUUCUCAACAGGAGUCCUUCUCCUUCCACAUUCCCAUGAUGUCAUCUCUCCACUUCCUGGCUGGAUUAUUGAAUCACUGAAACCUGUCAAAUAUAUUGACUCAACACACUUCUUUGUGCCCUCAGGAUCCUUUGCUAUUGAAUUAGUAGGAGGAAGAGAAAGUGCUAUAGCUCAAAUCAUAAGAACAAUACCAGACAAAUUCUACCUUCUCACCUUCAAAGUUGGAGAUGCCAAAAAUGGAUGCCAUGGAUCAAUGUUAGUGGAAGCAUUCGCGGCCGAAGAAAAUACUAAAGUUAGCUAUGAUUCUCAAGGAAAGGGUGGUUUCACUUCUACAAGUCUCAAGUUCCAAGCUAUCUCAACUAGAACUAGAUUAACAUUUUGGAGUUCGUUUUAUCAUACUAAAUUUGAUGAUCUUAGCCACAUGUGUGGUCCAGUCUUGGAUGAUAUCAGGGUUGUACCUCUUCAUUAAUUCAAAGAGAAGAAAAGAUUAUUAUAUAUGUUGAAUAAUGAUUCAAGAUUAUUGUAGAUGUAAGAUUUCUAUGAGAAAUUCGAGCAACUAAAUUGUGUGUAGAUUAAA
This is a messenger RNA of Beta vulgaris subsp. vulgaris (sugar beet), 1332 nucleotides long. Its product is annotated as protein DUF642 L-GALACTONO-1,4-LACTONE-RESPONSIVE GENE 2. NCBI's taxonomy places the organism in Eukaryota, Viridiplantae, Streptophyta, Magnoliopsida, Caryophyllales, Amaranthaceae. Bases 112 to 1224 code for a protein of 370 amino acids. The transcript is spliced from 3 exons. The record is from RefSeq and is a predicted model, not a curated record.